AUGAUAUCUGCAGACCUUUGCUGGGAGCUUGUUAAAGCCAAUUCGUGCUAUGUUGUCCGCCGCGGCGGAUGCGAAUUCUCAUCAGACCCGAAGAACCUGAUGAAUCUUAAUGCUGCAAAGUAUGUCAGCCUUUCUUCCGAAUCCUCCUUCGGACUCGCUGCAUCUACCAAGGGCAAGCUGCUAUUGACCCAAAAGAGCGGAUCAAAAUUCGAGCGCUUCCCACAAUCGAGCAACCAAACUGUCUCACUUGUCCGUGGACGAAAAGCGUCUAUCUGCGCCGUAAGAAAUAUCCUAGCCAAUUCUGACCGUGCCGACCUUGUUGAUGCCGGUGUUGCCCGCGUGUGCGCCAUCUUCAGAAGCCAGCGCACCCCAAAGCCGCUCAAAAUGAAGAAGCUUCGCAACGGCAAGCGCAACUAG
Molecule: messenger RNA, 417 nt
Organism: Mitosporidium daphniae
Lineage: Eukaryota; Fungi; Microsporidia
Exons: 1
Coding region: 1-417 (138 amino acids)
Biological process (GO): translation
Cellular component (GO): ribosome; cytosolic large ribosomal subunit
Molecular function (GO): structural constituent of ribosome
Source: RefSeq, a predicted model, not a curated record